Marmota monax (woodchuck) is the source of this 3345-nucleotide messenger RNA. RefSeq names its product tripartite motif containing 59 (gene Trim59). Lineage: Eukaryota; Metazoa; Chordata; Mammalia; Rodentia; Sciuridae. The record is from RefSeq and is a predicted model, not a curated record. Gene Ontology annotation, cellular component: intraciliary transport particle B; cilium; centrosome. The coding region runs from base 286 to 1497 and encodes 403 amino acids. Gene Ontology annotation, molecular function: zinc ion binding. Gene Ontology annotation, biological process: cilium assembly. The transcript is spliced from 3 exons.
UGGAGACUGCGUCUGCGCAGUCAGGCUUUGCAAGGCCCCGCCUCUUUGGGGCACCUGAAGUCCUUUGGGGCGGAGGAGGACUGGGACCCCUGGCACCUCUCAUCUGGCGGCUGCUGUGGUGUUCUGUGUCCUCGUGGUGGGCUUACUUCGUCGCCCACCUCCUCGCGGUGAGUCUGAGGACUUUCUUUUCCGAUCUGAGAAGGCGGCUAACAACAAAGAAUCUGGAAAAGUUGGAGAAGAUAAAGUAUAUCCAGUAUCCGAAACAGGAGAUCAAUAAAGGAGGAAAUGCACAAUUUUGAGGAUGAGUUAACGUGUCCCAUUUGUUACAGUAUAUUUGAAGAUCCUCGUGUACUACCAUGCUCUCAUACAUUUUGUAGAAAUUGUUUGGAAAAUGUUCUUCAGGCAUCUGGUAACUUUUAUAUAUGGAGACCUUUACGAAUUCCACUCAAGUGCCCUAAUUGCAGAAGUAUUAUUGAAAUUGCUCCAACUGGUAUUGAAUCAUUACCUGUUAAUUUUGCAUUAAGGGCUAUUAUUGAAAAGUACCAGCAAGAAGACCAUCCAGAUAUUGUCACCUGCCCUGAACAUUAUCGGCAGCCAUUAAAUGUUUAUUGUCUGCUAGAUAAAAAAUUAGUUUGUGGUCAUUGCCUCACUAUAGGUCAACAUCAUGGUCAUCCUAUAGAUGAUCUUCAGAGUGCUUAUAUGAAAGAAAAGGACACACCUCAAAAACUGCUUAAACAGUUAACUGAUACACACUGGACAGAUCUUACUCGUCUUAUUGAAAAGCUAGAGGAACAAAAAUCGCAUUCUGAGAAAAUGGUCCAAGGUGAUAAGGAAGUUGUUCUCCAGUAUUUUAAGGAGCUUAUGGAUACAUUGGAACAGAAAAAAAAAAUUUUCCUAACAGCUCUCUGUGAUGUUGGCAAUCUGAUUAAUCAAGAAUAUACUCCGCAAAUUGAAAGAAUGAAAGAAAUAAGAGAGCAGCAGCUUGAAUUAAUGACAGUGACAACUUCAUUACAAGAUGAGUCUCCACUUAAAUUUCUUGAAAAAAUUGAUGAUGUCCGCCAACGUGUGCAGAUCUUGAAACAAAGACCACUUCCUGAGGUUCAGCCUGUUGAAAUUUAUCCUCGAGUAAGCAAAAUAUUAAAAGAAGAGUGGAGCAGAACAGAAAUUGGACAAAUUAAGAAAGCUCUCAUUCCUGAAAUGAAAAUCUCUUCAAAAAGAAUGCCAUGUUCCUGGCCUGAUAAGGAUGAAAAAGAAGUAGAAUUUUUUAAAAUUUUAAACAUUGUUAUAGUUACACUAAUUUCAGUGAUAUUAAUGUUGAUACUCUUUUUCAACCAACACAUAAUAACCUUCUUAAAUGAAAUCACUUCAAUAUGUUUUUCUGAAGUCUCUCUGUCUAUUUACCAAAGUUUAUCUAACAAUCUUAAUGAUUUAAGAAAUAUACUGUGUCAUACCUUAUAUUUGCUAAAGGAAUUCAUGUGGAAAAUAGUUUCUUAUUGAAAACAAAUCAGAAUUGUAAAUAGGCUCAUUGUAUAUAGCAGAAGCUAACCACUGCUAAAUGGAGAAAUAGGGGUAGCAUAAAUAGCAACCAAACUUGAUUUGCAACAAAUAUAAAUAUAUAGAAAUGUUAAAACUUAUGCUUUUGUUGAAGAGAUGUCAGACAUAAUAGCUAAGUCAUAAUUAGAAAACUACAAUAAAAUCUAGUAAUUGAUUUGGAAAUUAAUUUUUAUUGGUUUGAAUGAAAGAGGUUGAUUUAAAGCUGCUGGGACUAUUUAAACAUUUUAUACUAUUGGCUUUGCAUCUUUCUCUCUAUAUAGUUUUUAGAUUAAAAGAUGGGAAAAUUCUCAAAAAAAAAAAAAAAAAUCCUUAAAAGUUUGAAGCCUUUGAAUGGAUGAAUAAGGAUGUUAAAAAGAUUAAAAGGUUAAGCAGCAAAGUCUUGUGACAACGGACUGCUUUAAGAUCUUUUUGGUCAAACAGAACUAGGUAAAGAGUGCCAAAAUGUUUAAUACCUUUCCAAAUAAAGCUUUUGGAUAGUCAAUGUUAGUGAACAAUGACAAUUUCUAAUAUUAAGAUUUGUCAUUCGGGAGCUGGGUGUGGUGGUAUAGGCCUGUAGUCCUAGUUAUUUGGGAGGCUGAGUUGUAAGAAUCUCAAGUUCAAGGUCAGCCUGGGCAAUAUAGCAAGAUCCCCACCCCCAGCUCUUUUCUCAAUUUUUUUUUUUUUUAAGAACUGGGGUUAUGGCUCAGUAGUGGAGCUCUUGCCUAUGUGAUCUAUAGCACUACCAAAAAAUAUUUUGUAAUGUUUUAGUCAAAUCAGUUCUUGGAUAAAAACUGUAAAACGUGUUACUAGAUAGUCAUGCUGAUGAUAUACUUCAUUUCCAACAGAUUUUGAUAGCAUUAUAUUCAUCUUAAUAAAAUUUUGUCACAUGUUCCCAUGGGUAAUGCAAAUUUAUAUUGAACUUUUCUCAAGGGAGGAGCCUAUUAAGCCAGAACUCAAAUUCCCUUAAUGGGCUGUAGUUGUGGUGCUUGUUGGAGGACUUUUAGCCCAUUACCUGUGAAAUCCAGAGCAUACAAACUCAUUUGCUUUCCAAAAAUCCCAGACUGGCUGCUCUUGGAUGACCUUUCUGGGCCUUACUUGGUUCAGACACUUUCCAGGUCAGUAAUGUUCUUAGCCCUACAGAUUAUGUACAGCUAGGUUAUAAUGAAUGAAUGUAACUUUGUUCAGGGAACUAGUUCUAAAGAACUCCUAAGGUCUUAUUACCAGCUGAGAUUAAGUCAACACAGAUGAUGGCAUUACAUUAAUAUAGGAUCACAAUUGGUCUACAUUCAGCACAAUCAUUGUGUGGUCAGAACAUUGGAAGGGUGUUAAUGAGAGGUGAGUUAUGUCCAGCUAUUAAAGACAAUUGUAAGAAACAGCGGUAUCUGGUACAUAGACUUAAGCACUAAAUGUUUGCUUAGAAAUCUAAAAAAGCAAUAAAGGACAUUGUCGUUUAAUGACCAUUAAGAUCAAAUUCAAUUAUCCUAUGUUUCCAGUGUUAGCUUAACCCAUUUUUUUGCACAUAAGAAAACACACAAGGUCAUAUAGGUAGUAACACAUGGGAGAACCCAUGGAUUCUUUUCAGUUUAUGCUCAAAUUGAAUUGGCCAAGACUAAUUAAUAAAUUAGGUGUUCUAAGAAUUACUUGUAGGUGUAUGCCCAUUAACAGCAAUACAGCAAUUUAGGCUUGACAUUAAUGAGACUACUAUGCUUCUUUUGUAUUUCACAGGAUGAGACUGUACCCCUUUAAGUACAUAAUCUUGAAAUUUUCUUAUGUGUAAGUAAUUCAUUUUAAUAAACUCCUUUUGGUAUUUUA